Messenger RNA from Gymnogyps californianus (California condor), 4898 nucleotides. It is a transcript of the gene CCDC50, whose product is annotated as coiled-coil domain containing 50. The record is from RefSeq and is a predicted model, not a curated record. Gene Ontology annotation, molecular function: ubiquitin protein ligase binding. Lineage: Eukaryota; Metazoa; Chordata; Aves; Accipitriformes; Cathartidae. Gene Ontology annotation, cellular component: cytoplasm. Bases 49 to 954 code for a protein of 301 amino acids. The transcript has 11 exons.
GCCGAGGGCCGACCCCUGCCGGCCCCGGGCCGGCGAGCCCACCCCGCCAUGGCCGGGAUCGGCAUCGACCACUCCAAGCUGCCCGGAGUGAAAGAAGUGUGUCGAGACUUUGCUGUUCUGGAAGAUCAUACCUUGGCCCAUAACUUACAGGAGCAAGAGAUUGAGCAUCACUUGGCAACAAAUGUUCAACGUAAUCGUCUGGUGCAGCAUGACUUGCAGGUGGCCAAGCAACUGCAAGAAGAGGAGGAUCUGAAAGCACGUGCUCAAAUCCAAAAACACCGAAAAGACUUAGAACGACAGGACUGCGAGAUCGCUCAGGAAAUCCAAGUGAAGCUGGUAUUUGAAGCAGAGCAGCGCCGCAGGCAAGAGGAAAAAGAUGAGGACAUUGCCCGUCUCCUACAACAGAAAGAACUGCAGGAAGAAAAAAAGCGCAAGAAGCACCACCCAGAAUCCCAGGGACACACAGUCUAUGAAGAUAGCUAUUAUGCAGAAAAUGGAGGCACUAAAUUGAGGGGGACGAAGCAAGCCAUGUAUGACACACCCCGAAGGGAACAGGAGUUGUCUGACGCAGAGAUUGCUCGGAAGCUGCAGGAAGAGGAGCUCCUGGCUAAUGAGGCAGAUCAGAAGGCAGCUCAAGUAGCCCAAGAUGAGGAAAUUGCCCGACUCUUGAUGGCCGAGGAGAAAAAGGCUUUCAGGAAAGGGAAGGAGAGAGAAAAGCCUUCCUUUGAAAAGAGGAGGCAUGAUCAAGACUGGAAGCAUGAUGCAAGUGAGUCCACGCGCUCAAGGUCAAAAGAAGGGCCUGAAACUCAGCGACACAAAGGUGACAGGUCUUCAAGGUCACAGCCUCUUCUUGAUGACUUUGAACACGCCCGGUAUUACACAAGCCAGCCCAGCCCGUUACGCCAGAUCCCCAAACCUGAGCACUCUCCUAAAGGUUCCCGUAGGAAGCAGUAAACUGUGCUGCCUUUGCUUUGGUACCGACUAUUCUGUAGCAAACAUUACUGGAAUUGCCAGGCAACUUUCAAUUCCUUACCCAAUGGGAUGUCCACCCUCCACUCCCAGGAUCUCCUCUUUUUAAGUGUCAUCAUAUUAAUAAGGAACAUUGUUCAUUUCAAUUUCUUACUCAUAUGUGAUCACUUAAGCAGUGCAGUAUAAUCUAGCCGCCACUGAGCUGUGUGAAUCAACUAGCUGACUUAACAGCUCCCUCUUACAUUCUUUUGAAGCUUUCUUUUUCUUUUUAUUUUUAAGCUUUGGCUGGAGCUUUGACAAAUACAGAUGCAUGUACAACAGGGAGGAGAAUCCAAGAAAUGAGUUGGGUUAUGGCAAUGCAGCAGAACGUUAGAAGUACAAGUCCUUUCCAUUAGGAUGACUUAGCAAAGAGAGUUAUAAGAGGAAACACGUUUCUUCCUGUGCUGGGUAAGACAGCUGAGCCAACCUGACAGUCAUACUAGCUUGCAGGAAAGAGAGAGCAUCUUCAUAAUGUACACCAGCAAAAGCCAGAACCUGGGACUGGUGAGAGAGAAAUUGCCUAUAGAACAAAAUUUCUGCACUGCUGUAUUUCUUUCUAGGGUUUCCAGGAAUCUGGGUAGAGUGUGUAACCAGGCAUUUAGCUCCAGGAUGUAGGAUAGAACAGUUAAAAGGAAAGACAAUUUCAACUGAAAUUAGACCUUGUGUGCAUGACUUUUAAGACAUGCCAGGGAGUUGAUGAAGCUGUGAGUUGUGGAUUGGGCAGAAUCAUACAAACAGAUUUAAAUGCCUGAAGGGACCUCUGUGGUCACCUGCUUUGAGCUUCAGUGUGCUGGAAGCCAAGGAAUUUCACUGAAGCCAAGUAGGAACUACUGUAACUCCUAGCUCAGUUGCUGAUGCACUUGAGUACAGUAACUUGUGUCUGAACCUGCAUAUGUCUUGGAAACAUGGGGCUGAAGGAGGGCUAUAUGGGCAUUGAGCUUUGAAUCCAAAAUCUACAGUUACAGGCAACUUUGAGCUAGACACAGAGUGCCGAACAGUCCACACAAUGUCUGUGCUGACUGCUUCCCCUCUACACUGCUCCAUCCAGCACCCUGGGCAGACUCCAGUCAGGAUAAAACUAUUGCUCUCUAGGAUAUAGCAGGGUCUGCAAGUUUAAGUUGUCUGUAUAGAUUUGCCCAUGCAGGUGUGUUUUUUAUUUUUUUUUUCCUUUGGAUGGCUCAUUUUCCCUCCACUCUUUGAAAAUCGUGCUUCUCUUGCACAAACAAGUAGCCUUUCCCCUUGACAUCCUCUCAUUUCAAUUCUUUUGUCUUUUUAAUAAUCUUUUUUUUUUGCCACUUUUCCAGGUGCAUUUUUAAACUACAAAGCUGAGCAUCUGGAUGCUGGCUUGGAGUCUAUUCAGCUAGUACAAUGUAGUUAUUCAUUUGCCAGUCCAAUUCAUGGCAGCAAGCCUGGCUGCCUUGCCCCUGCAGCCCAGCUUCCUUAAUGCCCAGCACUGAGUCUGUCCCACCACGCUCUUUGUCUGCUGCUGGCAGCUGCAAUUCUGCUGCUGGCUUUGCGGAGGAGGGAGGCAGAGCUGUGACUGUACUUGCCCUCACCACCGAUCUGCCUGGGAAAGGAGUCUUGACAGCUCUGUAGAGCUUUGUGGAGAGCACGUGCUGGCGUGGACUACCGAUAAGAAAUCGGAAGAGAUCAUGGCGCUCUGCUCUUUCACUAGUGCACAAUUCAAGCCCCAAGGCAGCUUUAAGGCUUUAACCUUGGCCGUUGUCCUUGGUCAGGAUGGUUACCGAGGCAAAUCACUAGGAAGAUAGCAACUCCUUUUUCACAUAAGUUGCAGGGGCAAGUUUAAUACCACAGCACAAGCCCAUGCCUUGCUUUGACCAACAACUCAAGAAACUUCCAUCUCCUACCCCCACUGGCCUGGUAGCAGCAGUUCACUACCUGUGAAGAACCAGGUAACCCCGAUAGACCUCUGCUCCAGGCAUACGCUAGCCAAAAAUCUUGUAACGUAGGACUUUGUGCGUUGCCAGCAUCCUGCUAGCUGCGUACCCUUGCUUCCAGAUUGUGAGCUUCCUCACCUGCAUGAACCCUUAAGUGACUUGCAAGGUCUUGCUUGCUUGCUGCUUCUUCUCAGGAAAUAUCCCAGCCAGUGGCUAGAUUUUAUUGUCCUUGCCUUGUUCCCUCUUCUUGUUCCAUCUCUGUCCAUUCAGAAGUGUUAACGUUGUUUUAAAGGAUCUGGAAAAAGAACAACAUAGACCCUGUUUUUUUCUUUUUUAUUUGAUAACUUGGGCCAAUGUGGCAACCUCAUCUGCAAAGAUUUUAUUUUGUAAAAAUUUAUUUUUGUAUUUCAUGUAACAGUCAAAAUUUCUACUGCUGAAAAUGCCAUUAUUUUUCUUUUCUGUGGGUUUUUCCCCUCCAUUGCCAUCAGAGUGUUUAUUGUUGUGAAAUGGAUGCCUGGUGGGGUUUUAUGAACUUAAUACUCUCUACAAACACCCCAGUCCAGGCCCUGCUGCUUGUAUCAUCUGGUGCACUUGUGAAAACUGGAUGGGGAAAACUCCUGCCAAAUCAGAAAGUGGUUGUGCUUUGUACUUGCUCUGCGUGGGGAAAAAUGGUGACCCUCUGCAAAAGGCAAGGGGAAAUCGCCAACUAGGAAUUCAGCCCUCCCUGGGCCUCCGUAGCUGGCUGUGACGGGCUUUCUUGCACUGCAGUUGGCUGAUGUAACUUCUGUCUUACCCUAAUCAGAAAAGUCAUGAAGGCCCUGAGCCCGCUGACAUUUGAAGAACCUAUUAAUUCAGGAGGGAUGCUUGGGAGUAUCCAAGUUGUUGACUUCAGUGGGAGUGAGUGGAAAUGAUAUGAGAGAGAACUCUGGUUGAUUUUAUUUGGAAGCUGGGUAAAGUCUGAAGAACACCUCGGUGCCUACUCUGUGGAGCUGUAGGAUCUCCUUAAUGGCCUCCUUGGGCCAGCCAAGCUUUCCAGCCAUGGCACCAAGAGACAAGAGCCCAAGGGAAGGUUCCCAGGAGCAUCUGCUGCUUCCUUGGAUGCCUUCAGGGAGUACUGAGUGUUUUAUGGGCUGCUUUGCUCUAUAUCCUCCCUUAGUCCUUACCUUUUUAUUCCUACUCCCUACCUUUAUUCAUUUGCUGUCCCUUAUAAGUGUUUCUCCUGUUUUAUUUUUCCAUAGCCCUUGUGAAAAGGGGGGCCCUAAGGUUUUUGUUAGAAGGGGCUGACACUUAUCGAGAGAGAGAAAUGGUAGGAAUGGUAGCUGAGGAAAGCAUGUAGUAAAUGGGGUAUAAACAGAGCAAUUGUUCAUCUAACAUACCUUGUGGGCCUCAUGCAGUCAUGCAGGUUAGAGACUUCCUGAGGCAAAGGUUGCAACUGGACUUGCAUGUUUAGUAACCACUUUUGGAAGGAGAUUCCAUGGUCCCAUUGAAGUCAACAAGAGUUGAGUUAAGAUUAUGGAUGAACAAGGAGCCAACUUAUCUUGGGGCUCAGCAGCCACGAUGCUCCUUAGAGUCACGAAGAUGCAGCUUGUGUAGGCAAGAUACAAAAUCAGCACCUUGCACCUGUGUCCCUGGAAAGAGGCAUAAGAAAGUUGAUCUUUUAAAAAGAAACAAUCAGAGCAAUAUUUCCUUUCUAUGACAGAAAAAUGUUUAAGUAACUAUUUUCUCCUUGUUUUGUCUCGCCAAGUUUUAGUAGCUUUGCCUAUGGUUUUGCUCUGGAUUUAGUAGCAUGUUGGAGCCCUUGCUGGGACCCCUGCCCAGGUCAUUCAGGUCUUGCAUCCCUUUCUGACUCUGCAUUAACAAGGCAACAGGCACCAUGUGGAAAAUUCAUCACCGUGAAAUCCUGGCGCUUCCUAAUCUCCAUAAUAGGCACAUCUCACCAGCAAGAGCUCUCGCCACCUCCGUGCCUCCGUCCGAAGCACAAUGGUCUGCAGA